This is a messenger RNA of Stylophora pistillata, 3043 nucleotides long. Its product is annotated as short transient receptor potential channel 4. Lineage: Eukaryota; Metazoa; Cnidaria; Anthozoa; Scleractinia; Pocilloporidae. Gene Ontology annotation, biological process: regulation of cytosolic calcium ion concentration; calcium ion transmembrane transport. The record is from RefSeq and is a predicted model, not a curated record. Gene Ontology annotation, cellular component: plasma membrane; cation channel complex. Gene Ontology annotation, molecular function: store-operated calcium channel activity; protein binding; inositol 1,4,5 trisphosphate binding.
UCAUUUUUGCAUAAUUGCAAGUUUUCUCAGAGAUUUAAUAGAAAAAUUUUAUGCUAAAGCUCACCAUUGUGGUUUUAAAUGAAGUUCACAGCUUAUAGGAAUAUUAUAAAGCUGCACAUGAAUAUGCAAAGCUUAAAAAUAUUCGAAAGAAUGCCUUGGAGCAAAUUAGAAGUUCAACCAAGUCGCUUCCAGGUAGUGUGGACAUGUCAUUGUCAAACUUAGCCAAAGGAAAGACAAAACGUAAGCCAAGCGCAUAUUUGAGCUUUGACGAUGAAGUUGACAGUAGUGAUGUUUGUUAUAAUGCACAACAACGAGAACUUUUGGAACUUAUCAAAGAGCAAGAUGUUAAAGGAGUGAGGGCGUUCUUUGCAAGAGGUCCAACUUUCGAAUUAAGCCGACACGAAAUAGGAAAAGUUGCCCUUCGAUUAGCCAUUUUCAACGAACGCACGGACAUUGCAGAGAUCUUGCUCGAAAAUGGUGUCCGGAUUGGGAAUGCUCUUUUCUCAGCCGUCAUCGAGGGUUCCAAAGAAUGCGUCGAGCUAUUUCUUGACAAGCGCUUCUUUAACAGACUCAAGGGAGAUAUUGGGCCAACUGAUCGCCAAGAUGGAUUCUUUAUGAGCCCAUUGAUGUUGGCAGUUCAACUCAAGGAUUACGACAUUAUACAGUACAUGGUUGGAGAAGGAUUUAGAAUUGAUCGCCCUGAAGAUGCAGACGCAAGCGAAGACGAGAUUCAAUUCUUACUGCACAUCAAUUCUUAUCGUGCCCUUGCAAAUCCCUUGUACAUGGCAUAUUCUUACCUUUACAACCAACAAAGUGAACACCCAAUAUUUACUGCAUUUAACUUGCACGAGACUCUCGAUCGUAAAGCCAAAGUUGAUCAUGAAUUCAAGAGAGAUUAUGGAGCUUUGUCUAAAGGAUGUGAGGAGUUUGCAGUCAGCCUUCUGGAGCAGUGCAGAACAAUGGACGAGAUAAAGAUUUUGACAGAUGUGCAGCAAGAAAUUGUACACAAAGACACCAACAAGAGAGAAACUCAGUACACUGAGUUUUGUGAAGAGACAGAAGAGGCCAAAGACCUUGCAUUUCUUAACAUGGCAAUAAGAAAUAAUAACACCAAGCUUGUAGCUCAUCCAUAUAGCCAACUCAGACUCAACAUAGUCUUACAUAAUGGAAUUUCCCAAUUUUUUUGCUGUAAACAAACGUGGAGGAGCUCAAGCCUUUUGAGUAAAGCUGUCUACAGCAUAUGCCACACCUUGCUUUUCCCAUUUCUGGCAAUGAUCUACCUUGUUGCGCCAAGUUUAUCACUGUCAGUUGGUCUGGCAAAUCCAGUCGUGAAAUUUAUCAGCCACACUGGAUCCUUUGCAGUUUUUCUUGUUUUGCUCAUCUGCUCAGCUUUUCAAGAUCAGUUCAACACAGGAAUGGAUGCUCCAAGUAUUUUAGAGUGGUUGGUCUUUUUGUGGGUGGUUGGCCUGGCAGUACAAGAGCUGAAAGUAUUUUACUACCAGGGUGCAAAUCUCUACAGACGGCAGUGGUGGAAUUUAGUGUCCCUGUUGAUGAUAACUUUCUUUUUGCUUUCCUACUGCUUCCAAAUAAUUGCCUAUGGCCUAGUGAGGAGCUGGGCAAUCCUUGAUCAGUUUGGCAAGUUGGUGUCCUCUCUUGGGUACCAGCCUAUUUUGAUAGCAAACAGUCUAUACACAGUGGGCAUGGUGCUGAGUUUCUUUCACAUCUCCAGUGCUUUCCAAGUAAAUGCUACAUUUGGUCCCUUGCAGCUGUCCUUGUACAGACUGUUCAGAGAUGUUCUCAAGUUCUUGGUAUUCUUUGCUUUACUUUUUAUAGCAUUUGGGUUUAGUUUGAGGAAACUGUACUCACAGUAUAACAGUGUGCUGUAUCAAUUGGCAAAGGUAAAUGGAACAAGCCGCCAAGAACACCACUUUGCAAGAGUGGAUAAGAGCUUGGGAAGUUUGUUUUGGUCCCUAUUUGGUUUGACUGAUUUGGACACAUUGGCAAUUGACAAACCUGAGUUUGGGAUCACGCAGCAGACAGGUGUUGCACUGUUUGGCUUCUACCAAGUUCUUAUUGUGGUUAUUGCUUUCAACAUGCUGAUUGCAAUGAUGUCAAGGUCAUUUGAAACAAUUGUGGAAGAAGAAGACGUUCACUGGAAGGUGUCAAGGACUCGUAUGUGGAUGAACUGGGUGAAUAAAGGAAGUGUCCUUCCGCCUCCUUACAACCUUAUUCCCAAUCCGACAGACCUCGCUUAUGUGAUCAAGAGAAUGAAGGACAAAUACCAAAGCCAAGCUACUCCUUACGUAGCUAACAACAACAACGACAAAAAAAGUUUCAAGAACUGGGCGGAAGUUUCGCGAGAAGAACAAGACGUGUUGAAGAUAAAUUUGAGUGCGGCAGAAGACAGAAGGAAAUACAAAAGGGAAGUACUCGAGCAGAUCGUGGAGAGAUAUUUACAUCAAGUAAGAGAGGAAUCCAGGCAGGAAGAUUUUGAAAAUAUUAAAGAUAUCAAGAAUAUUCAGGAGUUAAUGUGGCAAGAAUUGGGAGGCCAUGCUGAUGGAUUCCCAAGAUCUCCUUUGAGACGGAGUUUCCGGGCGCAAAAAUCUGUGCAGAUAACUGAAGAGACGAGUCUUUGAGAAGUCAGGCAAGCUGACUAAACUGAAUCACACAUGAGCUGAAAUUUCCAUGGACUUCUAUGAUUGUAAUUUUCGUGAUUAUUUCUAACGAGUGGUGUUUAGCAUUGGGUGGAACUUACUAAUAAGUACGGCCUCGCAAUCCUUUCAAGUCUCUCGGUCUAUAGAUCACUUCUUCACAAUGUUGCCGUACGUUGCUUAUAAUUUCAAUACGCAAUUACCGCGUUGUAAUAUUUGUUUGCGGAUAGUCGUGUCUGGCGUUGGAGCGGGAUCGAUGAACACAGCUUACCGCUCUGGUUUUCCUGUAAAUCACUUUAUCCACUUAGGAGUGGGUGAAUAAACUCAUUGAUUUCCGUCGAGAAUUGGAGAUUAUGUCUUACAUUCCAGGCUGCCAUUUCGGUCCCUUUAUC